AUGAAGAAUCACAUAGAAGAAGUCAUCACCCGUAGCCAGGCCGAAAGAGAGGACACGGAGCUGGUGACAGCGGCAACUGCGGCCGCCCCGACAGGUGUGGUCCUGAGGUUCUUUCGCGCUCAAGCGAGCGGUGAACUCGAGAUCAUCCGAGGCAGGAACGUGGCGGGGAGUGAGGGAGCGCUUUUGUUCGACGCGAGGGACAGACGUUCGGGCGCCGGAUAUACUGUGAAAAUUUUCUCCGUCGAAGAUAGCGUCGUCAGAGCCAUCGCUGCGGUGUGGAAAAUAUUCAAGGAUAGGAGCGUCGCAACGGUUCUGGAGGAGCGGUUUGGAUCGAGCAAAAACGCUCUCGAAAGCGGGAUCUUGUUUCCUGUGCUGGGCACGAUGCUGUCUGACGCACCUUCAGUCAUUCGGCCAGGCGGAAAGUAUCCGCGUAUUGCGUUUUUGAACCUCUUGGCAUCCUCCUCGCGUCGCCCACACUCUCGCGGAUAUAUUGCUGGCGGGCCUUACACUCGAGUAAGAAGCAAAAUUUUCAUGCUCACUCGGCGACUGAUCAGAAUCUUCGGAGACCUUGACACGAGCAAGCUUUGCCACGGGGACCUUAACCCGGAUAACAUAGUGGUGAUGGCUGAGACCGAAGAUGUGGCGCUUACGGCGUUCGGCGAGAGCUGCUUGCGCCCGAUGAUCAUCUUUGCCUACGCGGUUGGCUUCAGCAAGGUGCGCCACGACAGCCUGCAGCUGGGAAAUGUGGCUCGCGCAAUCCAUAACGGCGGGUUUACGGCAGGGGCUCUAGACGAAUGCAAUAACAAUCUGUUUUCCUAUGGAGCGGGUGAGAAGAAUGUCAGAAUUCGAGAAGCCAUCACCGGACUUCUCUGCUGUGGCACCUGCAAGCUGCAGACUCCUGCAGACAUUCCUGCUUACAGUUCACUGUUCGGUGCCUAUAGCGUAGCAACUAUUCUGCGCCCGGAACCCGAUCCCAUCAAGUACUUGGCGGUGGACGUGGAUAUCAUGCAGGGAUCCCCGCCUUCCGCGGACGGCUUGGCGCCCCCGGAGGGUCGCCCCCCGGGGGGCGAUGCGCCCAGUGGGGCCGGAACUCCUGCAGGCAGUUUUCCAGUCAAGGCUGAGACGUACCGCUACGCGUCUCAGGCCUUGGUGCAGAACGGAUCUCAACCUGCGUUUCUCAAUUCCAGGUAUCCUCCGCCCUCGUCUUCGCCUUCCUUCUCGCCUUGGCUUCCUCCGAGCCGGGCUCCAACGGCCCCGCCGGCCGCCUAUGCCGCACCUGGCGGAAGCGUGGGGGCCGCCUCCGCGCGUCGCGUGCCUUUUCUGACGCCUGCAGGUGGUGCUCCAGUCUCGCCCUUUUCGGUCUCUUCUCCUUUCCCGUCGGCCUCGCCCUUCGCAUCUCCCGCACCCUCCCUCUCGCCCCCUUCGUCUGUCUCCUCUCCGCUGCCGUCGCCGCCAGUCCAUGCCUCGUCGUUUCGCUCGCCCUCGGCGUCGCUCCCGUCUUCGUUCGCCUCCUACGCCGCGCACAAUCCGUAUCCCUACGGGCCUGCCGCGCAGGAGGAAGAAAAAUUCCGCAGGCCGACCGGCGGCUGGAUGCCGCCGUCCGCGAUCGCCGCGGCCGCGGCUGCGGCGGCCGACGUGUCUCCUCCAUCGGGCCAGUCUCCUCGCGACCUCUCGCCGAUCAAGUGGCAGGGCGCUGACGAGGCAGGCCCGUCGUCCGAAAGCGUCUCGAGUCCCCCUCCGGGGUCUCUCAGUCACGGGGGCGGCGCGCUCCCCUCCGUCCGCGACGGUCGAUCUCCCCAAGGAGACAGCCUCCCCCCGGCGCCGUUGGAGACGCCGCCUCGCCAGGCGUCCGCAGAGCGUGCCGCCGUUGCCUCGCGGGCGCUCGCGACCGCCGCUACGCCUCCAAUGCACGCAGGCAAGCGUGCGGAGACACGUGGCGCCGGCCUCACAGUCUUCGAGGUGGCGGAGGGGGGCUCAGCCCCGGGCGGAGCGACCCCGCCGGAGGCGAGCGAAAGGAGGAGCGACUCGAAAGGAGAGACUUCGUCCCACGAGGCUUCUUCGCACUCUUGCUCGACGCCUGCUUCGUCUGUCUCUGCCGCGUCGUCGUCGGCCCCGUCUUUGCCUUCUCCAGCGGCAGCCUCCGGUGCCGCCGAGGCCCCGGCGAAUGCACUGAAGCGUGCGGCGUCCCACGUGCCUGCAGCCAAGUCCCCGCCACCUCUGCCGGCUUCUGUGCGCUCUCCGGUCAACACGAGGCGGCAGAUGCCUUCAAACAGCAACCCGAGACGUCCUUCGCCUUCGUCCUUCUCCUCGUAUUCCUCGCCGGGAGAGAGUUCGCAGGCGCUCGAGCGCGGGUUGCCGCCUCGCCCGUCCCCGCCCUCGGCGCCGAGCGAGAAGAUGGAAGACGUCGCGCUGGUGCUGCUUCGUCAGCAAGAGAAAGUCCUUGACCUCCUGAGGCGACGGCGCGAGGCCUCCGCUGCCUGUCUGCGGCUUUUAAAAGAAGAGGUGGAGGACGAAACGAGGCGCGUGCAACAGCUCGAGAUGCGCGUGCGGUGGCGGGCCCAACUUCUCGCGGAGACGCGCGGCUGUGGUCGAGGCCACUGCGGCGAGCUGCUGAAGAGGCAGCGCGACAAAACGAGCGACGGGCGGCUACCAAAGAGUGGACACGCGACCGCAGGGGGGCACGUGAAGUCGCUCGAGGAAACUCGUGGAGACAGGAGCCACGAAGGGAGUCACGACCUCAGUGCGACUCCGCCAGGCGCGACGUCGACCCCUGAGGCGACGGUGUGCGCGGCGGCGUGCCCGCCUGCCGUUGGCGUGUUGGCCUCGGGCGCGCCUGCUGCGGCCUCUGGAGCCUCGAGCUCCUCGAGUUGCUCGACAGACGGCGAACACGAGACAGCAAAAGGCGGGGGGCCUGUUGGGAACGCGAUAUCCAAGGAGCUUGUUCGCAGCGACCAAUCACAAGGCGAUGCACACGGAAUAGGCACCGAAGCGGCAGAGACACGGGGCGACAGGGACGGCGACAAGCGGGUGGGGGCGGGCGAAGAGAGAGGCGAGGGCUGUAAAGGAGGUGCGGCGGCCCUGAGGGCCGGCGCACACUCGGACGACGACUUUGAGGAGGCAGAGGACGACUGCCUUUCGUCUGCAUUCGACGCCUUUCUUCAGAGGAAAAUCCUGCAGACCAGCGUCCUCCGCGCUGCAGGCGAGGGGCGGUGGCAGAUAGUUCCGGUGCGCGAGGGCCCGUCGGCAAAGAGGAUGAAGCCGACCGCGGAGGCGACGAAGGAAACCAGGCUUGCCGAGGGCCUCGCGCGUCCGCGGAGCGAGGAGCCAGAUGCGAAGCAGCCGUCAGUUCCCACCUGCUCUGCGCCCUCGUACGAGGCGAGUCCUGGGCAAAGGGCGGAACGAAAUGGGCAGGAAGGCGGGUCACGCGGCGGGCAGCAGAUGGAGACCGCAGAGACGCCGCGCAGCCAAGGCGCCCAAGGGUCGCUGUCGGGGGCGUGUGGAGAUGUCGAUGAAUCGAGCGGCCUGCCGCGCGCCGCGGCGGAGUGCGAAGGCGGCAGCACGAGCGUGGAAGAGGAAGCAGCAAUCGGCGUAACGCGCCCUGCGUCUGCGGCUGAAACGCAGCCCGAUGCCUCUUCUCUCCCUCUUACGAGUGACGUUCCGCUUCAGCUGCUGUGGAUUAGUGCAGAGAAGCUGCGGAAACGAACCCGGAAUGACGCGGAGACUUCAGCGGCGGCAGCGGAGGUGGGCGAGGCGUCGGCGCCUCGGCAGGAGACCGAAGGACACUCAGACGGCACAUCACCCGGCGCUCAGACUGAGACCGAGCAAGCGCGCCUCACUGCUCCCUCUUCCGCUGCCUGCUCGCCUCCCUCUUCUUCGAGCUCGAUCUCAUCUCGUUACCUCAAUCGCCUCACGAUCGCCCUGUCGACAUUCACCUGGCGGGAUCCGCCGUGGAGUUUCGAUGUCUUGUCGUCACCGUCCUCUGCGCUCUCUUUCGCGUCGUUGGCGCCUGAAGCGGCGUCUCCGCCGCCCGCCGAGCACAGUCCUGCGUCUGCUUCCACGGCGUCCCCUUCGCGGGCGCCGUCAGGCUCGACAGUCAAGGACGCGGGGCGCCUCUUUCGCUGGGAACGCGUCAAUGAAGCCGGUGAAGAGACUGCGGAGACGCUCGACGACGGCGAACGCGAGAGGGCGUGUCUGGCUCUUCUUCAGGACCAAGAAAGUCACCUGGCGCAGACCGAGGCUCUGGAGGAGCGGCGCGAGCAGCAGUACAAACACGCACUCUCAGAGUAUCGGGCUCGGUUCUACAAACUGCGUCUUCAGCAGCUCCACGAGACCUCGCACGUCGCCGCCUUAUCCCACAUGUGGCUUCCGACUGGCGGCGCGCCGUUUUCCCCCUUCUCUGCCGCCUCGAGUUGUCGGUCUUCUCUGCUUGCUCAGAGCCCGCUCGCGCCGCUGCCGCCCGCGCCUGCCGGCGACGUGUUUGCGUCGUUCUAUCCGUUCGGGCAGCCGCUCGCCCAGACUAGCGCUGCGGCGGGCCCGCCGGCGUACGGGCUCGGGGCGCCGACGGUGGCGGCCUUCGCAGGUCACGGCGUUGGCCAAGAGGUGGUAGCCGCGGCUGCACACGCCCCUUUCGCAUCCUUCGCGUCUCUGCGCGAGAGUGCAGCGCCUCUGCAUGCGGGCCCUUCAGACUCUGCGGCCGCUGCGUCGCGGCCUGCAUGUCCAUCGGUUUCGCCUCUCGCUCGAGGCGCGGCAGAAGAUGGCAGCGCUUUCGUUCGAGGGGCGCUCGGUGCAGGCGCAGCAGCGGGGCUGCCGGAAGGGAGCGCGGUGCCGGCGGGUGGGCCUGCCGACGGCUUGGGGGAGGCAAAGAUGAUGCGAGGCCGGGAAGGAUCUGUCGGGGGCCCGUUCCCUACUUCUGGGAUGCAGGUGCCGCCUCCGCCGCAUGCGCUGGUCUGGGCGCGCGGAGGCGAGGAGCUCGCUGUGAAAAAUCUGCUGGCGCAAGAGCACAUGGGAGGCGACAAGAAAAAGAGGAAAACCGCCUUCGUCAGGCCGGCCGCUGUGCGGCAGGCCGCUGCGCGCCAGAGGCAACAGCAGCGGCAGCGGCAGAAACUUGCGCGGCUGGAGCAAGAGCGGAAAAGGCAAGAAGAAAAAAAUGCGCUCAGAGAAGCGGGUGCGCUUCAGAGUUUCAGCCAUCCCGAAAGCGUGCGUCCGGUCUUGUCUGGAGGAGACACCCACCUGAAAUUGCCGCUCGGGUCGCCGGGGGCAGCCACCGCCGCACUCCAAGAAGGUUCACUGGCUCUGGGCAGCCGCGCCGUGCGCAGCGGAGACAUCUGCCUCCUUGCGGGGUCCGUUGACAAGCGUCCAGGCCCUGCGCCGUCGGGCCUUGGGGCGUGGCCGCCGCUGGCUCCACAGGCACCAUCCGCGCUCUCUGGGGCGGCAGUGUAUCCGCACGCGUCCUCUUCCUUGCCUUUGCCUCAAGCGCCUCUGCUGUCGCCGGCGCGGUCGCCGCGACGCGCCAGCGCCGAGGGCGGCGGCGCCUCGGCGAAGGGCCGCGGCUCGCGGCGAAAAGGCGAGACUUCGGCAGCCUCUACGCCUCGUGCGACCCCGGGGGCUUCGCCCUUCGGGUCCGCUGUGAACGGCGCCGGGCUCUUUGGCCCGCAGGGGGACGCUCGUUCUCCGGUCGCGGCAGCCGCAGGUUCGCCGAGCGCGGCCCGCACGGCGGGGGGCGACUCGCUGGGCGCCUCGUCGCCUGUGUCGAGCGCGUGUGGGCGAGGCCUUCCAGAGGCCAGGGUGAGGCGUGGAGACGGCGAGGCUGCGAAACGAGCCGGCGCAGCCGGAGCGGCGCGGUCGCAGAGCCGGACAAAGGCCGAGGGAGAGGCUGGCGAUGGUCGCGAAAAGGCGCGGAAAAACCGGAAAAACGCUGCUGAGGAUCCAGAGGCCAACGGGGGCGGCCGACGCGAAGGCCCCGACGGCAGGGCACGGGACUGA
Molecule: messenger RNA, 5982 nt
Organism: Besnoitia besnoiti
Lineage: Eukaryota; Apicomplexa; Conoidasida; Eucoccidiorida; Sarcocystidae
Exons: 2
Coding region: 1-5982 (1993 amino acids)
Source: RefSeq, a predicted model, not a curated record